Python bivittatus (Burmese python) is the source of this 5104-nucleotide messenger RNA. NCBI's taxonomy places the organism in Eukaryota, Metazoa, Chordata, Lepidosauria, Squamata, Pythonidae. The record is from RefSeq and is a predicted model, not a curated record.
AAGAAAAUGUCAGUCAGCAUGCAUGAGAAUCGGAAGUCUAGAGCCAGCACUGGCUCUAUAAACAUAUAUUUAUUUCACAAAUCUUCAUAUGCUGAUAGUGUCCUCACUCAUCUGAACCUUCUACGUCAACAACGUCUAUUUACAGAUGUGCUUCUCCAUGCUGGGAACAAGUCAUUCCCUUGCCAUAGAGCUGUCCUAGCUGCUUGUAGUCGUUAUUUUGAAGCCAUGUUCAGUGGGGGUCUUAAAGAAAGCCAAGCCAGUGAAGUCAACUUCCACAAUUCCAUCCAUCCAGAGGUUCUAGAACUUCUCCUGGACUAUGCUUACUCUUCAAGAGUCAUCAUCAAUGAAGAAAAUGCAGAGUCCCUUUUAGAGGCAGGUGAUAUGUUGGAAUUCCAAGACAUUAGAGAUGCUUGUGCAGAAUUCUUAGAGAAGAACCUUCAUCAUACUAAUUGUCUUGGCAUGCUGCUUCUGUCAGAUGCUCACCAGUGUACUAAACUUUAUGAACUGUCUUGGAGGAUGUGUCUUAGCAACUUUCAGACCAUCAGCAAAAGUGAAGAUUUUCUCCAGCUUCCAAAAGACAUGGUUGUUCAGCUGCUCUCUAGUGAAGAAUUAGAGACUGAAGAUGAACGAUUAGUUUAUGAGUCUGCCAUGAACUGGAUUAACUAUGAUCUAAAUAAACGCCACUGUUAUCUGCCAGAACUAUUGCAGACUGUGCGACUGGCUCUUUUGCCAGCCAUCUAUCUAAUGGAAAAUGUAGCCACUGAAGAGCUGAUCACCAAGCAAAGGAAAAGCAAAGAGAUUGUAGAAGAAGCAAUCAGGUGCAAAUUGAAGAUUCUGCAGAAUGAUGGUGUGGUCACUAGUUUAUGUGCUAGACCUCGAAAAACUGGGCAUGCCUUAUUUCUUCUGGGAGGCCAAACUUUUAUGUGUGACAAAUUAUAUCUUGUCGACCAAAAAGCAAAGGAGAUCAUUCCAAAAGCUGACAUCCCAAGUCCAAGGAAAGAGUUCAGUGCGUGUGCCAUUGGCUGUAAAGUCUAUAUUACUGGUGGUCGGGGAUCUGAAAAUGGAGUCUCUAAAGAUGUUUGGGUGUAUGAUACACUUCAUGAAGAAUGGUCCAAAGCAGCUCCAAUGCUAGUUGCUCGGUUUGGUCAUGGUUCUGCUGAACUCAAACACUGUCUAUAUGUUGUAGGAGGUCACACAGCAGCUACUGGUUGUCUUCCAGCUUCUCCUUCAGUAUCCUUAAAACAAGUAGAACAAUAUGAUCCUGUGACUAACAAGUGGACAAUGGUUGCCCCACUUCGAGAAGGAGUAAGCAAUGCUGCUGUAGUCAGUGCAAAGUUAAAACUAUUUGCUUUUGGUGGUACCAGUGUCAGUCAUGAUAAGCUUCCAAAAGUACAGUGUUAUGACCUGAGUGAAAACAGGUGGACUGUACCAGCCACUUGCCCUCAGCCAUGGCGAUACACAGCUGCAGCUGUUCUGGGCAACCAAAUUUUUAUUAUGGGUGGAGAUACUGAAUUCUCUGCUUGCUCAGCUUAUAAAUUCAACAGUGAAACCUAUCAGUGGACUAAAGUGGGAGAUGUGACAGCUAAGAGAAUGAGUUGCCAUGCUGUUGCAUCUGGAAACAAAUUAUAUGUUGUGGGGGGCUACUUUGGGAUCCAGAGAUGCAAAACACUAGAUUGCUAUGACCCCACGCUUGAUGCGUGGAACAGCAUAACCACAGUGCCCUAUUCACUAAUUCCAACUGCAUUUGUGAGCACAUGGAAACAUCUCCCUUCUUAACUGCAUGUGUGCCUAUUCAGUUUAUUACAUUGUAUGCUGAAUAAACCUUGGAACCAACUGCACAGAAUGGUUUUAAUGAAGAAAUUUCUUUUUUGAAUUUGAAGAUAUUCUGCACCUUCUAAAUUCUUAAAAGUUGGAAAUGAAGGAAUGGGAGUGGGAAUAUUGUUUUCAGUAUAUCAGCACAUGCUUUAACUAUGAACGAAUGAACCCAUGAUCUGGUCCUUGUGUUAGUAAUUGUGGAUUAAUGUCAAGUUUAAUCCUUUCAAGGCAGGGGGAGGUAAGGGGGGGGGGAUGAGCUUUUCAGAGCUGCAUAACACAGCACAACCCUCAAUUAUCAUGGACUUUGCUUUUUGUGUGCAAAAUUUGAAAUGGUUGUCACCUCCCUUUGUGACGAUUUGAAGUGUCAACAGCAGCUGCAAAGGAAGCGGACAAGGCCUGGAUCAGCAAGACGUACGUCUUUGUGAAUGAAGAUGCAGCUCUGUGCCUUCCGUGGGGAUGAGCUUUGUCCUAGGCAGUGCCAGGAGCAUCCAUUUAAAUUGUUGAGUUGCGUUGGGGCUCUGAAUUACUUUCUAAAGAGCAGCAGCUCAGUUAUUAAAAAAAAAAAAGUUUUUUUUCAGUAUCUGUGGGAGAGAGAAUAACUCUUCUUCCCCUAGAUACACACUAUUUCUUGUAUUUAUUAAUUAUGACUGUCCUGCUUCUAGAUUGUUACUUGUUGUAGAUACAGCUAUUUAUUGUUCAGUGCCUGCAUGCUGAAACAAUGCCUGGAGUCAUUUUCAAGUUAUAAGGGCUUACGGGAAUCUUAUGUUUUGCACAUUCUGUGAUCUCUGACUUGCUCUGCUGCACAAGAAAAAGGCUGAAUAAUAUUUGAGAAGAGAAUUAGGUAGGGGUCAGAAAUGGAAGGAUUACAAGGUAGCAUCUUAAAUUGCAUACGUACUGAAGGAAGAAGCCAUGGAGGAUGUUUUCUCAGGCCACUGACUCCCUAAAUUACAUGUGUGGCCUGCUGAUAGUAUUUCUGUUACACUUUAUUUGCCUAGUCAUGCUUUUUGAAUGAAAACAUCUAGAAAGAGACACAAUAGCUUUUGUAGCUCUCUUUUUGUGCAGCCUCAUCACUACUGGAAAGGGGAUAGGAGGGAAAUUCUACAGAGCUUUUUUUCUCUAGAGUCUUUCAGAUUUGUGAUAUCAUCCAGUUUGUUUUUAUUUAUUUAUUUAUAGCUGAUGGGAUGUUUGAUGUGCCAUUUAUGUGACCAGGGGAAUUUUUUUUUCUCUUUAAGAGAUGUGAAACCUGGGGGAAAGGGUUAGUUUCUGUUUAAAUUAACACUAAUUUGCUUGGUUUAUCUUCUUGGAUUAAAAUGGUAUUAACACACAUUCUUCUCCCCCAACUGUUUCUUACAAGUUUAGAUAUAAUAAUUAGGAUGAUCAAAUGGGGAGCAUGAAGUUGCUAAAUUCAUUUAAUGUAUUCUUUUGCAUUAAUUAGCAAAUUGAGCUUUCAGAGGCAUAGUAGCUGGAAGUAUCAUGUAGGAUCCUGAUCAAUUAAAGGAUUUUUAAAUGUCUUCCAUGAACCUUAUUUUUUUGGCUUGAAUGUAAAAGUAAACCCUCUCAUUCCCUCCUGGUGUACUUAACCCAUAGUUCCUUUGUCCAACUUUCUAGUUGUGCUUUUCAUAAGAAUUGGUACAGCCCAAACAAUAUACUGCUACCAGUCCUCCAUUGUGGUUGGUUGUCUUGUCUUAAUGUUGUGUAAGCAAACUAUUUUGAAAUGCAUGCAUGCAUGCUUAAAAAGAGUUAUAAUGAUCAUGUCUGCUUACAUUUUGAUAAUGUAGCUCAACUCUGACAGUUUUUAUUGUAAGGAACAACACUUUAAGUUGUGUUCAUGGCACAAUCCUGAACAUGUUUACUCAUGUAAACUUGGGCUUACUCCCCAGUAAACAUGUUUAGGACUGUAACCAUCAGCUUUAGAGAACUUUCUCAUGUUGCCGUAGGUUUUUUUUCCCUGAUUCUCAAUAUAUAUAUGCAUUUCUUAUGUGUUAUCUUAAGUAAGAAAUGAAUGUAUGUGAAGUUUUUCAAAUUGUUAGUUGUGGUUCUUAGCAUGGGUAGCAGAGAGGAUUGAAAGUCUGAAUUAUAUAACUCAUAAACAUUGUAUUGUGAGCCUCUGUUGAUUUACAUGUUAUUGACCAAAGUCUGAUUUUUUUGGGUCAAUCUGACCCAAAAAGAUUGGCCAGUUGCCUUCAUUUAAGAAUGACUCUGCUUCUGAACUCUGAUUCAUAUAUCCAAGGGUGAAGUGAUAUGAAUGUUCAUAUCACUGGGGUGUUUAACAGUUAGUACACCACUACGCAAGCUAAUACACAUAGUACAGUUGCAUUAACUUAUGGAAGGAUAAGAAUACAAUUUGUUGUUGGUCACUAUUUAUCCUAGAAGGGCUUGGUAAUAUUGAUAGUUAGGUGGGUUUGCAAAGCAAAGUGGGAAAACUAGAAAAAAGCCAUCACCAUUAAAUUUACAAAAGUACAAUAAUCAGUUAAGUUUGUAUAAAGCCCUGUCUCUGCAAAUUCUAUCCAAAUGUCUCUUAACUUCCAUUUGGAUUAGAGGUAUUUUUACAUUCAUUUUAUAUAGGCAUUAAUGGCUUUUUUUUUUUUUUUUUUGCCUAGAAGGGUCAAAACAUUCUUUGUUGUGAGAAGUGACAGAAUUCUGUCUGCGUACUUCUCCAUGGAAUUGUUGAGCUUAUAACACAAAUCUGUUUUGUAAUACCAUCCAAUUUCCUAAAGUGUCUGAAGUUUUUGCAGUUGCAUUUCAAAGCAGUAGCUUGCUUUCAAGUCCUUGGAUUUAAUUCAUGGGUAUAGGCAGAAGGGAACUGAAAAUCAGGGUGGGCCUCUAGCCCUGCAGGCGAAUAUUUUGGGCUCUUACUCUUUGAAUCGACAUGGGAAUCUUGAUUCGCUACUUGGCGAUUUCCAAUCUGAAAAAUAGCCCACACUUCUGAGACAAAUGCAGUUCACAUAAGAGUGCACACAAAAACCUUGGCAUAAGACGAGAAAGUUCUUCCUAUUUUGUGGGCCAGUUGCUGUGGAAACGUUGAACAAAGGACAACCUACCACUUCUGGUAUAAUUGUGUAGCCCCUUUUCUUUAGGCCUGACACCUGUCUGAAUAAGAGUGAUUAGAGCUGAAUAGUGUCCCUUGUCUGGCAACUGAAGAUGCGGUUCACGUACAAAAAAAAGUGAAGAAGUAAAAUGUCUAUGUUGUCUCUGUAUGCUACUACGUUUUGAGGUUUUGUAAAACUGCAUUUUUUUCACAAUGUGAAACUGAAGGUCAAUAAAUUAUUAGAGAUUUUCUCUUAAAUAA